This is a messenger RNA of Physcomitrium patens, 3499 nucleotides long. RefSeq names its product DNA gyrase subunit A, chloroplastic/mitochondrial. Gene Ontology annotation, molecular function: DNA topoisomerase type II (double strand cut, ATP-hydrolyzing) activity; ATP binding; DNA binding. The record is from RefSeq and is a predicted model, not a curated record. Gene Ontology annotation, cellular component: cytoplasm; chromosome; DNA topoisomerase type II (double strand cut, ATP-hydrolyzing) complex. Gene Ontology annotation, biological process: DNA topological change. NCBI's taxonomy places the organism in Eukaryota, Viridiplantae, Streptophyta, Bryopsida, Funariales, Funariaceae.
UUCUGCCGCGGUCUUUUCUGCAGAUUGUGGCAGGGUGAGAGCAACCUUCCCGCCGUGGAACCUUAAACACAAGCCUGCAUUGGGUCUAAAUUGGGGAAAAUUUCACAGGAUCCGGUGUGUAUUCAACGCUGGUCUUCUUCUCCCAGCGUUUCGGAGUAAUUUGCAGUCGUCAUUAUCCUGCUUUCUAGUCAUGCAGAGUGUUGGAUCGUUUUUGAGAUCAGCAUGAACCAUGGAGAGUACUGGCAUGGUGCAAAGACAAGCAAUUCAGCUGUACAGAAGUGCAGUGGCGGCAGGUUUUCGGAGUCCCUGCUUCUCUUCUUCCUCUUUCAUGGCGCUUUCUACGGUGGCCUUCACACCCAUUCAGUGCCCCCCUUUACGAAUUACGUCCCUGCGUAUCCGAAGCUCGAGCAGGCUGGUGGUCGCUCCGAUAAGCUCUACGCGCGUGCAAUUAUUUUCUAACUCUCGUAGCAUUCCUUGGAACGAAUGUUUGAGACGUGUGGAAAACACUUAUUACGUUUGGCCUAGGGUUGCUCUUGCAAAUGGGCGACAGUUUUCCGUCUGGAGACGUGACGGCUAUUCGAAAGAUGGCAAUAUAGUCGCAGGGGCUCGUAAGUCAGGGGAGGAAUCGUCAUCACUUGAGUCUGACAAUGGGGCUGGAGAGGAUGUAUCCGACGAGUCAUCCGAUGAUGACAUCAACGACGCUUCCAGUGCGGAUGCCAAUGGCAGAUCUCGGAGCGGGGCAGAGGACAAUCGGCCUCAAGAUGUCCGCAUUGUGCCUAUGGAGCUUCACAAAGAAGCAGAGGAGUCUUAUAUUGCUUACGCAAUGUCAGUUAUUGUGGGGCGUGCGCUUCCGGAUUGCCGAGAUGGCUUGAAGCCUGUGCAUCGGCGCAUUUUAUAUGCUAUGCACGAGCUCGGUCUUUCAUCCAAAAAGCCCUUCAAGAAGUGUGCUCGUGUAGUUGGAGAGGUGCUUGGUAAAUUUCAUCCGCAUGGAGAUACUGCAGUUUAUGACGCCCUCGUUCGAAUGGCACAGGAUUUUUCAUUAAGAUCCCCACUUGUCAAUGGUCAUGGUAAUUUUGGGUCUUUGGAUGGCGAUCCUGCUGCUGCCAUGCGAUACACAGAGUGCCGCCUUCAAGGACUUUCAGAAGCCAUGCUGCUUGCAGAUCUAGAGCUUGACACGGUAGAUUUUAUCCCGACUUUCGAUGGGUCACAAAACGAGCCUGCAGUUUUACCAGCUCGGCUACCCAAUGUUCUCCUUAAUGGCGCUUCUGGAAUUGCUGUUGGGAUGGCCACUAAUAUUCCACCACACAACUUAGCGGAAGUUGUGGAUGCACUUAUUGCUCUUCUUCACAAUCCCAACGCUACGGUGGAGGAGUUGAUGGAGCAUUUACCUGGUCCGGACUUCCCAACCGGUGGGCAGAUACUCGGGACGGAUGGGAUACUGGACGCCUAUCGGUUUGGUCAUGGUCGAUUGACAGUGAGAGGGAAAGCCUCAAUUGAGCAGCUGGACCGGAGGAGCAAUAGAUCUGCUGUGAUUAUCUCUGAGCUCCCAUACCAAGCAAAUAAAGCUGCUCUUGUGGAGAAGAUUGCAGAUCUCGUGAAUAACAAGACGCUUGAGGGUGUUAGUGACAUCAGAGAUGAAAGCGAUCGCUUUGGAAUGCGGAUCGUUAUUGAGGUGAAAAGAGGAGCCAUGCCCAAGGUGGUACUAAACAACUUGUACAAAUAUACUACUUUACAGACACGAUUUAGUUGCAAUAUGGUUGGAAUCAUCGGUGGCGAGCCUAAAGUCAUGGGCCUAAAGGACUUUUUAGAGACAUUUGUGGAGUUCAGAUGCUCAGUUAUCGAAAGACGCGCAAAAUUUCAGCUGAAGCGUGCUGAGGAUCGUGAUCACAUUGUUGAGGGAAUUUUGAUAGGACUUUCAAACUUGGACGGUGUCGUGAAAAUUAUUCGCAGUGCCAAGGAUACUGCACAGGCUUCCGAAGGGUUACAAAAAGGAUUCAAUGUCACUCCUGCUCAAGCUGAUGCUCUGUUAGCCAUGCCUUUAAGAAGGCUUACAAGUCUGGAGAGUGGAAAGCUGAAGGAAGAGCAUGACGCAUUGACUGCUGAAAUAACGGAUCUAAAGCAGCUCCUAGAAAGCAAGCACCGAGUUCUGCAGAUCAUCGAGAAGGAGGCGUUAGUAUUGAAAAAAGAAUAUGGAACACCACGGCGCACACUUGUUGAGCAAGGGCGUGAUGGAGAGAUCAAUGACAUAGAUGUCAUAGCGAAUGAAGAAACUAUUGUUACACUUAGCGAGAAGGGAUACAUCAAGCGCAUGGCAGCUGGGACUUUUACUGCUCAAAAUCGCGGAACUACCGGCAAAUCUGGUGGAAAAAUGAGGAGUAACGAUGCCAUGUCGGACUUCUUUGUAUGCCGCACUCAUGACUAUGUUCUAUUCUUUAGUGAAAGGGGCAUUGUAUAUUCAAUACGAGCAUAUCAAAUACCAGAAUGUUCAAGAACUUCAGCAGGAAACCCUCUUGUUCAGGUCGUGCCAGUGCCACCCGGUGAAAGAAUCACAUCUGUUCAGUCUGUGAGUGAUUUUGCGGAGGAUCAGUACUUGGUCAUGCUAACUACUGGUGGAUAUAUCAAGCGCACUGCUCUCUCCUCAUUCGCUUCUAUUCGCUCUACAGGAAUUGUCGCCAUUCAGCUGACCCCCGGUGAUGAGUUGAAGUGGGUGCGAAAUGCCGCUGAAGAAGAUACUGUUGCAUUAGCUUCUCAACGGGGCAUGGUUGUAUGCAUCGGCUGUGACGAUGACAAGUUGCGAGCAAGGGGAAGGGCGACGAGGGGUGUAAGAGCUAUGCGAUUGAGAGGAGAUGAUAAGUUGACUGCUAUGGACAUAGUACCAGCUUCCUUAGUACGCACGGGGACUAAGAAAACAGGUGCUCCAUGGCUACUCAUGGUAACUGAGGAUGGGUUUGGAAAACGCGUGCCAAUCAAAGCUUUUCCGAAGGGUGUCGCUGGCCGUGUUGGUGUAAUCGGAUGCAAGUUUCAUGAGGGUGACCUUUUGGCGUCACUCUUCGUUGUGGGGGCCAACUUGUCAGAAACGGAUGGGGAAAGCGAAGAGCAAGUGGUGGUGGGCAGCAACAAGGGCAUCCUUAAUCGACUCCGUGUCAGGGACGUCUCUAUUCAAAGUCGGACUGCUAAGGGAGUAAAACUUAUGAGGCUUGAUUCCGAUGACAAAGUAAGCUCUGUUUCAGUGUUGAUUAGCGCCGAGGAGGAAGAAAGCAUAGAAAAUCGUGAAAGUGUCGAUGUUAUAGGAGUGUAGUCUGUAUUCCAGUAGCAAUUUUUUUGAUUUACAGAUUGGCAUUGAUUUGGUCUACAAUCUCUGAUCAUGACUAUUUGCGCGGAGAAGGAUAUUGGGAAGAGAGCUGCACAUGUUGAUAUGACGGUUUGACAGUACUGGUAAAUUUCGUAUAUGCUAUACAUUUAUGAUUUAUUUUGUUAAAUUGCGGGAUUUUGUCUUCCA